CUCUUGCGGCCUCCCGCUGUCAUCUGGAGCCGCUCCUGCCGCCCCCUGGCGGCGACCGCGGGAAGGGCCGGCCCCCAUCCGCACCCCGACCCCCGAGGUCAACAACAGGAUGGUCCCUGGGUCCCAGGGGAAGAGACAUCACCCAGUAGGACGGAGCACGGUCUAGACAGAGGCCACGAGAGCGGGAGGGGGCGAGAGUGGAGAGUGGCCCAGCUGGCCAGGGUCGUCUAAGUGAGAGGAAAAGGGAGAGGGCGGUUGAGACCAGGCCCUGAAUUCCGCGUUCAUCUUAUCCUGAGUUAAGUUGAUAAAUGAUGCAUACGACAUCCUAUAGAAGACUGUCACCACCCCACCUCACUGAUCAGCCCUCUGCCUACAGCCACACCCACAGAACAUUCAGCCAUUUCUCCUGUGGUUCCCAGCCUGCAGCACAGCGUCUGCAUGUGGAACUCUGGAAUGCUGACCUACAGUCUGAGUUCCUGUGCCCUUGCCUGGGGCUGACUCUCUACUUGACCUGUAACCCACAACUGGGCAAGAGAAAAUUCUGCAGCCACAGCUCUGAGGACAUGAGCAAAAUGGUUUCCAGACGGAAUGUCAAGGAUUCCCAUGAAGUGUCAGGGAGUCUUCAGGCCACACUUCAGGUUAUCUCCUUCUCUUUCCCUUUUCUGCUUCACACUUGCUCUCAUCCUCUUUCUCACCCCACAUCUGGUCAGAGGAGAUAGGAAGGUUCUUGUUACCUGGUACAAGACAACUUUUGGAAUCCCAGAUAUUCAGAUUAUUUCCCCUUUUCCUCUUUGCAAAUGAUAAUACUCACAGCCAAGAGGCAUCACCCGGAUCCGAGGCUGCUUCUCCUUAGGACAUGCAGACAGAAGGAGAAGGCGGGGCUGGCAGCCUCCAGUCCACAGCCUCCCUUUCUCCUCCCGGCGAUGAUUAACUAGGCCUAGACAAUGGAGAUCUACGGCAUACGCCCAGGGCCUCCUCUUCUCAAGCAUGGCUGAUCAGUCACUUUCCCAUCUAUCCUUCAUUUAUUGAAGCCAACUAUGAACGACUAAAGGAAGGAUGAGAAAAGUCACCCAAAGUCAAAGGGGACAGCGUGGGAGACUGUUCUAGACAGAAGGAAACACCUUUGCAAAGGCCCUGAGGAAGGCAGGGGACUCUCCAGGAGCGGAAGGGCUGUGUGGCUUCAGAAUCCACAAAAGAGAGCAGAUACAGGACACUGGCUGGAGCAGGCAAUGGAGGCCUUGGGGAGGCCCAGUGUUCCCAGGGUGGAAGAAGUAGGGGACAGCUUGACGUAGUGGCUGUUGAUCAGCUGAUAUGGAAGUACGUCAUUUUAUUAACAAUUGAGAAAGGAGUGCUGUGCAAUUCCAUUCAAUGCCAGUGAUGCUUAUGGCCGUUUUUAUGAGUUCUGUCAUUUUCAAAUGAGCAAGAGGAAGCCUCUAAGGGGUUUAAGCAGGGACUGACGUAAUCAGAUCUGUGUUUUUCCAAAGGGAGAGGGAGAAAAAGAACAUUUCUUAUUUUUCAAAAAAGGUAAUGCAAAAGCAUCAUUCCACAAUUCUCUUGUAAUGAAAAAAAUAAAUGCAAACUUAAGCAAAUCCAUCAUUCUGAAAGAA
Molecule: messenger RNA, 1607 nt
Organism: Gorilla gorilla gorilla (western lowland gorilla)
Lineage: Eukaryota; Metazoa; Chordata; Mammalia; Primates; Hominidae
Product: cancer/testis antigen 62
Exons: 3
Coding region: 309-719 (136 amino acids)
Source: RefSeq, a predicted model, not a curated record